AUGGCCGCCAAGCUCCUCAAGCGCCAAGCCCGCGAAAGCGGAUCUGCCCCGUCCGCGAAGACAUUUACGCCCAGUGCUUUGGUGCGCAUGUACUGUAUACGAGAUGACCAUAUCCACGUGCUCACGGAAGUGAAGCGCGAGUACGAAAACAAGGUGCUCGAACUCACCAACAAGCUCGAGGUCGACCUGAAGUGA
Saprolegnia diclina VS20 is the source of this 195-nucleotide messenger RNA. RefSeq lists its product as hypothetical. The record is from RefSeq and is a predicted model, not a curated record. The transcript is spliced from 2 exons. The coding region runs from base 1 to 195 and encodes 64 amino acids. NCBI's taxonomy places the organism in Eukaryota, Oomycota, Saprolegniomycetes, Saprolegniales, Saprolegniaceae.